AGGGACCCGUUAGAAGACAAAGUUUCAAGAUGGCCGCCAAAUAGCACGUUUUGUUUUGAAGGACGUUUGAUCAAUUUAUUUUGCCAGCUGAGAAUGUAAUUUUUCCCUCAAAUGUUUUUCCUUUGCUGUGUAUCAUCUUAAAAAAAAUGGGAGUCACCUGGUGAGUAGUAUGAUCGACGAUAGGGAUAUAACGACAAUUAGUGUCAAGCAUAAAACAGCAACAAAUUCUUAUUUUUCCUUUCUUUUUAACUGUAAAAAGUGUCAUUCCUGUGGAACUACCAGAGGGCAAGAGUGGCCAGCAGGCAUUUGCUAUAGAAAAAUUACAGAAGCGUGCAGAGUUGAUGGGUGCCACCAAAACUGGGACUUGGUGUGUUAACUGUGAGACUUAUCAAGCGAUCACAACCUUUAGUAAGUCUGUAUUUCUUUCAGAUUUACUGUUUAAGGAACUGAGAUGUUUUUGGGGGAAAGUUUUAAUUAUCUCCUGUGUUCCCUGUGCACAUCAGCAGACAAGUCAAGCUAGUGAAUCUGUUUGGGGAUCUUUCAUUAACGAACCGAGGCACUGAGGAAUCGAGAGAAGCCCCCAGGGUGGAAGGGAGGGGAAAAAAGGCAACUUGAACGACCGAGUGAGAUAAGUGAUUGAAUUACGGCAUGAUGUCUGUCAGCACCCAGCUGGUGAAAUGGGGCUAAUUAAGUUAUAAAUUCCCUCAGAAUAUGAACAUUUUUUGCUCGCAAUCAUGUGACAAGGCAGCUGCAGCCAGGUUGCCCAACCAAAAAAUACAAUAUUAAUUUUUGUUCACAGAAUUUGCGUGAAAAAGAGUUAAGUUUUCAGUGGAGGGCUGAAAGGUGUUAUUCUUGUCAGGCAAAUUGGCUGCUAUGACGUUAGUUGCAAAGCAGCAAUAUUUUUGUUGUUGUCUGAUUUCUUUUUUUUGUUGUUUUCCACUUCAACUAAUCAGAAGAGUUUGAUUCCUCUUUAACACCAAAACAUGUCCAUAAUACAGUUACUUCACUAUUACAAAGAUACCUACUACCUACCGCAGCAACUUCAUACAAUUUCUGUAUGUAAUGUGGACAUUUUCAUAUUAAUAAGGUUCUGAUUUUCUCUUUUGUCUGUCAAUUAAGAAAAACAUCUUAAAAACAUUUUUGUACAGGAGUGUGCUUGAAUUUGCCGAGGUCAUAAUUUCAUUAAACUCUAUUCUGACAGGCACAGCAAGUAAGCUGAUUCAUCUGUUGCACAGCACUGAGUUUCCUUAUUCAUCAUUUGCUGUAUUGGAAACAGGAACCUGUCUUGUAGCUGAUUCGGGCUUUGACUCACUUAUGACCAAGUUAAAGACAUUCUAUACACCCAGAAAAACUGCCAAGAUUGAGGUAACUUGAUCUAACAAACCACCUUUAUCGAAUACUGUAAAUCCUCUAUUAAGCCCCCCCUCUCAAAUAGGCCCCCUCCCUCAAAUAAGCCCCCUCUUUUUAGGGGGAGAAAGUUAAUAAGCACCCCUUCCCUCCCCUUAUUUUUCUUCACUGAUAAAUGAUAGACUUAAUUAAUCAAUUACGACUGUAAAACUUUGUGUGGACUGAUCCAGAAUGGUUUAUUUACCAACUGGAAGUUUGGAUUUGAUUCUGAUCUUUGUCUACAUGACGUCCAACCUUCUUGUACUUGACCUUUUCCACUUUGUAUUCUAGUUCUUUAUGGAGAACUGAUACCAUCAUCCUUUCUAAAUGAAAUAAGCCCAAAUACCCCCCUCCCGUCUCUGUUAAGCUACCCCCCUCCAAGCCCUCCCCUAAGCCCUCCAAUCAAUCAAUCAACUUUAUUUAAACACGGUAAAUGGCUCAGCAAGCUGGUUUUCAGACAUGCCGUGUGAUAAUUACAAUUUAUAAAAAUUAAGACUAGUGAUUAACUAACAAUACAAUAGUCAGCAAAAAGGUGUGACCAACCUUGUACCAUCAUGAAGUUGAAAUUUCAGAAAGGUGUCCCUUAAGGGAUAGCUAACUGCAUAAAUGGUUUCAUCAUGACCAAGUUUAUUUCCAUAUUUUCAAUAAAAGUAAUCUGGGCUGCUUACUUGAAGUCUUAUUGGGCAGUUUUGUUGGAGUGGCUGCAGCUACUAUACCUAAACAACAGAUGUGAUUGCCAAGUGUGAGGGCAAGGUGACUAGGCAUUCAUCACUUUUUGGAUUUGCGUGCCGACACCGAGACAAGAUUAAGGCCCACACUCACUGCACAAUAUCUACCAUCUAACACCCUUGACUGUGACUGGGUGUAGUUAGAGGGCUUCCUAGGGUGCUUGUGACCCCCCUUUGGUAAAUGUAUCCCUCUUUCUCUUUUCAGAAAGAACAUUUGAAAAUUGAUAAACCAAAGUACAUGCUAAAAUCCUAAAACUCACCUUUGUUGAAUGACGAUGUCUCAGCCCCCUUGUAUCCAAUUUUUUUCAAAAAUCAUCAUUUGAAAGCUCAGGUUGUUUUUUACUAAUUUUUGUCUCUUUUGUUUGUGUGUAUAUUUUUCCAGUUUUAGAGAUCUUAAUUUUUUUUCUCCUCAAAGAUAUUAGCUAUAUAGUGUAGCUACACUAAAAUUUGAGUCAAAAUAGUGGUUAUGUAUGUAUGUCUGGGUCAACAUGAGAAUGUGAUAAGUACUGUGAGUGUUGCAUCAUGUGAUCCCCCCCCCACCCCUUCCCCCCUUUGAAAAAUCCAACCUUUGCUCCUACUGGAAGCAUAAGUGGGUGUCUAAGUGGGCAUCUCUUUUGAUUCCAUUCUUAGGCUAAAGGUCAGCGGUAUGAGUAUGGAGAUUUUGUUCUUAAAUUUGGCCAAGUAUCUGCAGGACCAAGUUUUAAAGGACUUGUCGUUGAGGUAUGUGACUCCAUAUUUAGUAGACAUUACAUUGUCAAGAAGUCUGAAAAUGCUUGCAGAUUCUCUUACCAUUGUGCUCCUCAGUAAAAUGUUGUAGAGACACUAACUGGAGCUGUCUGCAUCAACAGGGUGUCCGUUCUGAAAGUUGACUGUAAAUGGAAACUGUUUUUAAUGAGAAUUGGAAUUGUUUCCGUGAAUCUAAAAAACUCCCACCCUAUCCUCCCUCCCUCUUCUCCUCAAGGCACCCCUCCCCCAAUUCGCUCAUUGUCUUUCAGGACAAACUGUUAUUUUUUUUACCUGUUGUAGCUGGAAUAUCAACCGUGUGAUGACAUCGUACAGUGCUGGAGCCUGAUAAGUGAAUUUUUAAUCAGCUUCAUGGACGAAUCCUUCGUUCUUCCGCCCCCUCCCAAGUGCAACAACAAAACGACAGAGAUGUUUUGUCCUUCAGAUACCAUUCUUCAGUACAUUGGAGUGUUCAACACAUACAGAAAGUCUAUGGGUGUUGCGGCGGGUUCUUUGUCACAGUAAAUUUGUGAAUGUACAUAAAUGAGCGUGUAAACGAACCUGUUCACAAUCUAUGAAGGUUGAAAAUCACCGUUGGGAUAGGAACAGAGCUUCUGUUUGAUCCCCUCUUACCAAGAAAGCAGUUGCCCGGAAUCACUAAGUGCAUUAUUUUCUGUUUUUGUUUUUACCGCUGCAAGGACACACACUCCGUACAGAAAUAUCAUUAACUGUCAGGGCAUGAUAGAUGACUGUAUGCGGAACCGUAAGAAGAAUGUUCGCGUUGGCGUAUGCUCAAGCUGUCCAUUUUAAAGGGCGUUUGGUUUAGUGAUAUCCACGUUUACGUUUUUUAGAGUCCAGAUGGUGGGAAGCAAAAAUCCCUUUAAUACUCGCUUCAAUAAUUCACGUAAACAAGACAAGC
This is a messenger RNA of Porites lobata, 3756 nucleotides long. NCBI's taxonomy places the organism in Eukaryota, Metazoa, Cnidaria, Anthozoa, Scleractinia, Poritidae. The record is from the annotation of a GenBank genome assembly.